UUAUGUGUUCUUGUGUUCUUGUUAUUAUAAAUUUUAUUUUAUGUGUUUGAUUUUUGUUUCAAAAUGUUCUCUAACACAAUUUCUGUUAGUGGAGGGCAUAAUUAUGAUUUUGAAAAAGAAGAAAAUGCGCUUAAAUGGCGUGGUGUAUUUGUAAACGCUUUAAAAAAGGUCCUUGAGCAAGUUCAUCCUUCUCUUGCCGUUCGAGAUGACGCAUUGGAUUACGUCGAAGGUUUAUGUUUAAGACUUUUGGCAAUGCUUUGUGCUAAACCACCGCCACAUACAGUACAAGAUGUUGAAGAAAGAGUUCGUAGAACUUUUCCAACGCCUAUAGACCGCUGGGCAUUGACUGAUGCGAGAGAAGCUUUAGACCGAGGCAAGAAAAAAUCAGUCCUUCCAGUAGAUAAAGUUCAUCAUUUAUUGCAAAAGGAAGUGCUACUCUACAAAGUAGAUAGUAAUGUGUCACAUUAUUUAGUCGCAGUACUGGAAUAUAUAAGUGCUGAUAUUUUAAAACUUGCUGGAAAUUAUGUUAAAAAUAUACAUCAUGUUGAAAUCAGUUGUCAAGAUAUCAAAGUUGCUAUGUGUGCUGAUAAGGUGCUAAUGGAUAUGUUUUAUCAAGAUGAAGGUCCAAGUACAAUGGCAAGUUCAUUAUUACAGGGCGAACCAAUUACACCACGAACGUCACUCACUUAUGAAGAGAUGGUAAAAGAUUUAAUUCAUGAGGAAAAGCAAUAUUUACGUGACUUACACAUGAUUAUUAAAGUAUUUAGAGAGGAAAUUGCUAAAUUAGUUACAGAUCCUAAGGAUCUCGAUGCAUUAUUUUCCAAUAUAAUGGAUAUUUAUGAAUUAACUGUAACAUUAUUAGGAAGUUUGGAAGAUGUUAUAGAAAUGUCCGAAGAACAACAAUUACCGUAUAUUGGCAGUUGUUUUGAAGAAUUAGCUGAAGCAGCUGAAUUCGAUGUAUAUAGUAAAUAUGCAAAUGAUAUUGUAGCAAAUAGUUCGCGAGAUGCUCUUAAUAGACUUUUAAUGAAACCAGAAGUUUGCGAUGCCUUACAAUCAGCUGGGCAUGGUUUUAAAGAAGCUGUAAAGUAUUAUUUACCAAAAUUAUUGUUAGGGCCAAUUUGGCAUUGUUUUUUAUAUUUUGAAUAUAAUAAAAUUUUACUCAAGUUGACACCAUUGCCAGAAGAUAAAGAAAGUUUACAACAAGUUGAAGGUUUAUUAACACCUUUACAAUUAGAAUUAUUAAAAAUUUGUGAAAACCUUCAAAAGAAGGAUACAAGUGUGCGUAUGCAUGGAAGAGCUAGAAGAGCAGCUGCCGCUGUUGAAAAAUUGCAUGAAUUACAAAGGAUAGUUGAUAAUUGGGAAACUAAAGAUAUUGGACAAUGUUGUAAUGAAUUUAUAAGAGAGGAUAUACUCACCAAAGUGAGUUCUGGAAAACGCUUAACAGAACGGAGGGUAUUUUUGUUUGAUGGAUUAUUAAUAUUAUGUAAACCAAAUUCAAGAAGGCAGUCAUCGGUAUACCAAAGUCAUCCAGAAUGUAAACUUAAAGAACGAUUUUUUAUUAGAAAAGUUGAAAUAAUUGAUCAUCAAGAUUCUGAAGAUUUAAAAUAUGCUUUUGAAAUAGCACCACGUAUACAACCAAAUGUGAUAUUAAUGGCUAAAUCAUCUGAAGAAAAGAAUAAUUGGAUGGCAGAUUUAAUAAUGUUAAAUACAAAAUCAAUGUUAGAACGAACUUUAGAUAGUAUAUUAUUAGAUAUUGAAAAGAAACAUCCAUUACGGCUACCUAGCCCAGAAAUUUACAAAUUUGCUGAACCAGAUAGUAAAGAUAAUAUUAUACUCGAGCAAAGAGAAAAUGGUGGUGUGCCAUUAAUUAAGGGUGCGACAUUAUAUAAAUUAGUUGAACGUUUAACGUAUCAUAUAUAUGCAGAUCCAAUGUUUGUACGUACUUUCCUAACAACAUAUCGAAGUUUUUGUCAACCAAGUGAACUUUUACAAUUGCUAAUUGAACGCUUUAAUAUUCCUGAUCCCAGUAUUGUAUAUGAGUCCGAUAAAAAUAGUGAUAGUUUAGAAACAGAUAAAUUUCAAAAAAAUUCACAACGUGAAGAUUGGAAACGAUAUCGAAAAGAGUAUUGUCAACCUGUACAAUUUCGUGUUUUAAAUGUCUUACGACAUUGGGUCGAUCAUCAUUUUUAUGAUUUUGAACGUGAUGCAACUCUUUUAGAAAAUUUACAUGCAUUUUUGGAUCGAGUCACAGGUAAAAGUAUGCGAAAAUGGGUUGAUUCUGUACUGAAAAUAGUCCAACGUAAAUGUGAACCUAAAGAUGUUCAACGACAAAUUACAUUUGCGUUUGAUGGACAACCGCCUCCAAUUGAAUGGUACAUUAAAGGUCCUGAAGAGACAUGGAAUAUACUUACAUUACAUCCUUUAGAAAUAGCAAGACAGCUCACUUUACUUGAAUUUGAGUUAUAUCGAUCCGUAAAACCAUCAGAACUCGUUGGCUCUGUAUGGACUAAGAAAAAUAAAGAAACUACCAGUCCGAAUUUAUUAAAAAUUAUGAAACAUACAACAAAUUUUACAAGAUGGCUCGAAAAAAAUAUUGUAGAGACAGAAAAUUUUGAAGAACGAGUUGCAAUUGUUUCACGAAUCAUUGAAAUUAUGAUUGUUUUACAAGAUUUAAAUAAUUUUAAUGGAGUCUUAGCUGUAGUUUCGGCUAUGCUUUCUGCAUCUGUUUAUCGUCUCAAAUGUACAUUUCAAGCUCUACCAGCACGAUUAGAGAAAGCAUUAGAAGAAUGUCGAGAUUUAAAUAAUGAUCAUUAUCGAAAAUAUCAAGAAAAAUUGCGAUCAAUAAAUCCACCUUGUGUACCGUUUUUUGGAAUGUAUUUAACAAAUAUUCUUCACAUUGAAGAAGGUAAUUCAGAUUUUUUGCCAAAUACUCAAUUAAUAAAUUUUUCAAAGCGAAGAAAAGUUGCUGAAAUUACUGGUGAAAUUCAACAAUAUCAAAAUCAGCCAUAUUGCUUAUCGGUUGAACCACGAAUUAGGCAUUUUUUGGAAACUCUAAAUCCGUUUGAUGAUAUGAAAGACACUGAUAUUAGUAAUUAUUUGUAUAAUAAAAGUUUACAAAUUGAACCCCGAGGAUGUAAACAACCGCCAAGAUUUCAAAGAAAAUGGCCAGAUUUAAAUUUGAAAUCACCGGGUAUAAAACCACGUGCUGCUCGAACCCAACAAUCAACAAGUUCGUCUCUUUCAUUCCCAAAUACGUUGACAGAAGGAUUAUCUGGAGUUGUUCCUAGUCUUCAAUCAAAUAUUAAUCUAAUUAGUGGUGCAUCAUCGUUAAAUUUAAUAUCAAAUUCAAUUAUGAAAAGUGGUGAUAUUUCCUCAAAAGAAUCUUCAGAUUCACUGAAAACAUCUGAUUUAUUGAAUAGUUCAUCAAUAACAAAUAGCACCAUCGGUAGCGGAACGCUAAGUGGUGAAGAAGAAACUCCACCAUCCUCAGCCAACCAUCAAGGGCAAGAUUAUAGUGUGUUUGCUUCAAUUAUGAUAGGUUCAAAUGCCAUAAGUUCAAAUACAGUUUUACAUCAACUCAGUCCAACAUUACCUCUAAAUCAAUUUUCUACAACAAUAUCGAGCAAUAGUAGUCAAACGACAUCACAAAUAUCAACAACGACCGUCACACAAUCAAACUCAACAAACAGUUUAACGAAUACUAUUUCAAAUUGGUUACAAUCAAAUAUAAAUCCAUCAUCGAACAACAAAGAGAAUAAUGUUGUAGUGAGUCAUAGUCGUAAUCCCAGUGUUAGUUCAAAUAUCAUGAUACCACCACCAAAUGAGAUAACAAGGCCAUCUACAUCGAAUCAAACCACAACCGUGUCGCCGAUACAAAUGUUUCCAACACACGCGUUAAUUAAUCCUCGACCUAUUCCACAACAACAACCCACGCAGCAGCUGCAGCAACAACCACAACCGCCUGUGAUUAGUCCACGUUUACAACAAACAAAUUUAAGUAGUCCCAGAUUCCAUGUGAAAAUACUUAAUGAUCCUAAUAAUGUGUCUACAAAUCCUGUUAUGAAUGCGUUAAGUAAUAUCACUCAACAUAUUACAAGUGUUAGUCAUAUACCGUCAAAUCCUACGUACAAUAGUGGGACGUGUCCAAAUAGUCCAAGUUUUAUUCAACAUAGUCCAAAUGAUGCCAAAUUACCGCUGAAAUCACCAGGAUUGGUAAAUGUUGAACCAAGUAGUCCAAAAUUGUUGAUUAAUUCGACAAAUUAUAAUCUUCCCCCGGGUACUCCUCCACCAUUACCGCCAAGAUUACGAAGGAGAGAAAGUUCUGCAUCGGAAAUAAGUUCUCCACAGCAACUUAAACAAGCACCUGAUGCUCCAUUAUUACCUCCACGUGAUUGUAGUCCACCUCCGCUUCCACCACGUUUAGGCACACCAGCAUCAUUUCAUGGUUCAAGUGCAUCUCUUCAUAACACAUCAUCUAGUCUAACACAACAUAAUUUAAGUUUACAUAAUUCCACAUUUGAAAAGCAAAAUUUUGGAUUUAACAUGAAUAGUUCAAUGACAUUAACACCGUUAAAUCCAACACACACAAGUACUAUUUUAAUGAGACGAAAUUCAGCGCUUGAUGCUAAAGUCAAUGCUGCUGCAUCGUCAUCAGCAACCGAUAAACCUACUGAAGUUCCAGUUCCUACAAGGCGUCAAUUUGUGCCAAAUACUAAUGGAGUUAGUCCAACAAAUAUACAGCCUCCAAAUGUAUCCCCAAGAUUUUCAACAAAUUGUGAUGUGAAUCAAACAACACCGAAAUUACCACCUAAACCAAAUUUACGACCGUCGAACAGUCAAACUGUGUCAAUGUUUAAAUAUCCUAGUACAACGCAUAGUUAGAAAAAUAAGUGGAUUUUUUAUUGGGUGAUAAUAAUCCGUUCAAUAUAAUUAAAAAUCAAAAUUAAUUGAUAUUAUUCUAAUGUGUUGAUGGUAAUGAUUCAGAUUUAACAUCAUCAUAUUUCUUCUGGAUACAACCAUAAAAUGCAUGUCAAAUGCAUGCGACAAGAAGAAGUUGUAUAAAAUAUUGGUAAAAGUGAAAGCGUAGCAAGUAAAAAGAAUAUUUUCUUCAAACAGCGUAUAAUUUAAUAAAAAAUCGUUUAUCCGAGUACUAAAAUAUUUAUUACGAUAAUUCCUAGAGUCCUACUAUACUGUCAAAAAAUAAUUUG
Chrysoperla carnea is the source of this 5207-nucleotide messenger RNA. Its product is annotated as protein son of sevenless-like. Gene Ontology annotation, molecular function: guanyl-nucleotide exchange factor activity; protein heterodimerization activity. Gene Ontology annotation, cellular component: plasma membrane. The transcript is spliced from 20 exons. The record is from RefSeq and is a predicted model, not a curated record. Gene Ontology annotation, biological process: Ras protein signal transduction; positive regulation of GTPase activity. Bases 64 to 4881 code for a protein of 1605 amino acids. Lineage: Eukaryota; Metazoa; Arthropoda; Insecta; Neuroptera; Chrysopidae.